Messenger RNA from Silurus meridionalis, 1873 nucleotides. RefSeq names its product transcription factor B1, mitochondrial (gene tfb1m). Gene Ontology annotation, molecular function: rRNA (adenine-N6,N6-)-dimethyltransferase activity; mitochondrial transcription factor activity. Gene Ontology annotation, cellular component: mitochondrial matrix. The transcript is spliced from 8 exons. Gene Ontology annotation, biological process: rRNA methylation; transcription initiation at mitochondrial promoter. NCBI's taxonomy places the organism in Eukaryota, Metazoa, Chordata, Actinopteri, Siluriformes, Siluridae. Bases 151 to 1173 code for a protein of 340 amino acids. The record is from RefSeq and is a predicted model, not a curated record.
AGUCCCGCCUCACAUGCGCUCUGAUUGGCCAACUCCAAAAUCCGCGGGAUGUCAUUGGUGGAAAUAAUAGUUCCGUUGUCCAUCCCGGAAGUUUAACCGGAGGUUUAGAGCACAGCGUGUCUCAGGUGGAGGGCAACGUGUUUUGAAGAGAUGGCAGCGUCCAGGAAAAUAGCGACUUUACGUCUGCCUCCUCUUCCAACCAUCAGCGAAAUAAUCAAACUGUAUAACCUGAGAGCUCAGAAGCAGCUGUCACAGAACUUCCUCUUGGACUUGAGACUCACAGAUAAAAUAGUCAGGCAGGCGGGAAACCUGAGGAACGCGUGUGUGUGUGAGGUUGGACCCGGGCCUGGAGGACUCACCAGAUCCAUCCUGAAUGCCGGUGCAGCUGAUCUCCUGGUUGUGGAGAAGGACUCGCGCUUUAUACCUGGAUUACAGCUGUUAUCUGAGGCGGCUCCAGGACGAGUCCGAAUCGUCCACGGUGACGUUCUUGCGUACAGGAUGAGCUCUGCUUUCCCUGCACACCUCACUAAGACAUGGGACGAUGAGCCUCCAGAUCUUCACAUCAUCGGGAAUCUCCCUUUCAGUGUCUCCACUCCACUCAUCAUCAAAUGGUUGGAGGAGAUGGCCAGCAGGAGCGGAGCGUUCGUGUACGGACGCACCAGACUCACGCUGACCUUCCAGAAAGAGGUGGCAGAGAGAUUAACAGCAAGCACUGGAAGCAGACAACGCAGUCGCCUGUCUGUCAUGGCGCAGUACCUGAGCACUGUGAACCACUGCUUCACCAUCCCGGGCCGAGCGUUCCUUCCCAAACCCGACGUGGACGUGGGGGUGGUACACUUUACUCCUCUGGUUCAUCCACACAUCCAGCAGCCCUUUAAGCUCGUGGAGAAGGUGGUCAGGAACGUCUUUCAGUUCCGCAGGAAGCACUGCCACAAAGGACUCGAGAUGUUGUUUCCCGAGGCUCAGAGACUCCGGAUGACCGAGGAGCUUCUGCGGAGCGCCGACGUGGACCCGACCCUCCGUCCGGCCGACAUCUCCAUCAGCCAGUUCAGAGCUUUAUCAGACGCCUACAGCAGGCUGUGCAGAGAAAAUCACACGCUGUUCAGCUACGACUUCAGACAAGAGCUGAGGCAGAAACGCCAAAACCACAGACAGACCAAAAGAGAGACAUAACUCCUGUCGUUUACAUCUUUCCAUUCCUGCAGAAGUGUAGAAGAAACAAUGGCUCUGAGGUAAGAGGGGGGCGUUUUAUUUUAUACACACCUGAAGUGUUAAAACAGUGUUGGAAAACUAAAUAGACUGGAGUUCAUAUUAUAUAAAAAUCUAGAAAUGCUGGAAAUGAAAAAUGUAAUCCUCAGUGCAAUCGCACAAAACCUUCAUGAGCUCUUUUUAUAGUUAUUCAGACCAUUUCUCCUUCUCAGAGCUGCUCAGAAGAGAAUUUAGACUUCCGCUCUGAAUUGCCGUCAUUUUGCAAAGUGACAGCAGAACCGUAAUCGCUUCGACUCUACAAAGCGCCUCGGAGACGUCGGGCUUUUCAGAGGAAAACGUUUCUCUGGUGAGGACGUUUGAGAGAAAGCUUCAUGACUUCUCCGGUUACUGCACAGUGUAAAUAAAUAAAUAAAUAAAUAGAAUGGAGUAAAUAGAAGGAUGUCGCCGUUUAGAGAAGCGUAAUGCAUAUAAAUAUAAAAAAAUGGUGUGUUAAUCAUAUGCAAAAACAGAGUGUGUUAUUCUUUCCUCAAAAUCCAUCACCAGAGAAACGUUCGCCUCUUUUUUUCUUUGAGGUCUAUAAAAUGUUUAUCGUUUGAUUAAUGUAAUUUGCUAACUGUAAUGUCAUGUUUGCAUCAUUGCCAUAAAAUCUGCACGUUGUUUCUGC